Molecule: messenger RNA, 1376 nt
Organism: Xiphophorus hellerii (green swordtail)
Lineage: Eukaryota; Metazoa; Chordata; Actinopteri; Cyprinodontiformes; Poeciliidae
Product: calsenilin
Exons: 10
Coding region: 188-964 (258 amino acids)
Biological process (GO): negative regulation of transcription by RNA polymerase II; regulation of potassium ion transmembrane transport
Cellular component (GO): voltage-gated potassium channel complex; nucleus
Molecular function (GO): DNA-binding transcription repressor activity, RNA polymerase II-specific; potassium channel regulator activity; calcium ion binding
Source: RefSeq, a predicted model, not a curated record
UCUGACUGUCACAGCUUUACGACGCUGGUCCUCUAGCCGGAGUGUGAGCAGCUCUGCUCCUCCUUUAAAUAUCCGCUGUCUGUCUGAUGAAGCUGAAGCUGCUGCUGCAGUUCAGUGAGGGUCGUCAGGAGGAGGAGGGCUGCUGUAAGCGACUUUUCUUCAAAGGAGCAUCUAAAAUCCAGACGCAAUGCAGGCAGAGAAGAAGGCUGUGGACGGCGAUUUGCUCCCUGAUGCCAAUGGCAAAGAUCCCAGCCCGGGGGGACAAACAGAUGGCUCAAAGUGGCAGAGACCCCGGCUUUCACGCAAAUCGCUGAUGAAGUGCUGCCUCGUCAAGUGGAUAAUCGCCAGCACCACGCAGCAAGGGCCAGGAGAUGACACCAGUGACAGUGACCUUGAGCUCUCCAUGGUGCGGCACCAGCCAGAGGGCCUCGACCAGCUCCAAGCCCAGACCCAGUUCACCAGGAAGGAGCUCCAGUCGCUUUACAGGGGCUUCAAAAAUGAAUGUCCCAGUGGGUUAGUAGAUGAAGAAACAUUCAAAACCAUCUACUCACAAUUCUUCCCUCAAGGAGAUGCAACCACAUACGCUCAUUUUUUGUUCAACGCAUUCGACAUGGACAGAAGCGGUUCCAUCCGAUUUGAGGAUUUUGUGUUAGGACUGUCUGUUUUGCUUCGAGGCUCUGUUACAGAGAAACUUCGCUGGGCUUUUAAUCUUUAUGAUAUCAACAAAGACGGCUACAUUACAAAGGAGGAAAUGUUAGCAAUAAUGACCUCCAUAUAUGACAUGAUGGGCAGGUAUACCUUACCCAGCGUACGAGAUGAUUCCCCGUUUGAGCAUGUGGAGAAGUUCUUCCAGAAAAUGGAUCGAAACAGGGAUGGAGUUGUGACAAUAGAUGAAUUCAUAGAAACCUGCCAAAGGGAUGAAAAUAUAAUGGCUUCCAUGCAGCUCUUUGAGAACGUCAUUUAGUUUCUGCAAAGAAAAUUGGACCUUAUAAUGCUUCUUCCUUCAAGCUCUUACUCUGAAGUAAUGCCAAUUGUAUUCUAACAGAGAUGAUUUUUGGCAAGAAAACACUUAGGACACAUGUUUAUAUAAACUAGGAAACCGUUCCUGUAAAAUGUGAACAUGCAAAGAACUGUGCAGUAUCCACCACAUCACUUUAAAAGCUAUGUUUCUUUGCAUGAAAAUGUUUUUAUAUAUAUAAAUAUGAAAAGCAUCCUCACUUCAAGAUGUGCAUGAAUGUUUUCCUGGAGUUGAAAAGCAUGUGAUAAAAACACUUUGGAUGCAAACAAAGGAUUUGUUGUCUUUUUUUUUAUGUUCUUUGAAAUGUAAGUGCGUGAGAAUACUUUAUUAUAAAAUAACACUGUGGUGAUUAAACUUU